Molecule: messenger RNA, 1530 nt
Organism: Lethenteron reissneri (Far Eastern brook lamprey)
Lineage: Eukaryota; Metazoa; Chordata; Hyperoartia; Petromyzontiformes; Petromyzontidae
Product: coiled-coil domain-containing protein 68-like
Biological process (GO): spermatogenesis
Cellular component (GO): sperm head-tail coupling apparatus
Source: RefSeq, a predicted model, not a curated record
UAUCUCUUGCGCCCCCAACAGGAACUAUGAGGUUCUUCAAGAGAGCGCAGCAGUUGCAAGCGACGCUGGAGACUCCGAAUUCGUCAACAGUGGAGUUGCCAAUGCCGGAGAACGAAAUGCACCAGCUGUCUCAGGAGGUGUCGAACCUGCGGGCCAACCUGGGCAGGGCACGAGCGCACUUUAACACCCUGCGUGGCGCCCUGAGCCAGAAGGAUAAGAGCCUCCACGAGAUGCUGCACCAACUCGAGAUCCACCGUUCUGAGGAGCUACAGGCGCACUCGCAGGCCAUCGACAGCCUGCAGGCGGAGUUGGAGGCAGCGCGGCGGGGUGAGCGGGAGGCCGAGGAGCGUUCCGUGCACGACGCCAAAGCCGCGUCAACGGCGUCAACGGAGCUGGCAGAGUUCACGCUUAGGACUGAGCGGCUUCAGGAGCAGCUGAGACAUGAGCACGAGAAGACUCUGAAUCUGGCACGCAUGGAGCUGGCCGAAUAUCGUGCAUCGCACACGCACGCCGACUCAGAGUACGACGCUCACGUCGUGCACAUCGCAGUCCUGCAGAAGGAGCUGAAGGAGCGUGACGAACUGCUGCGGCGCUCUGAGGCCGACCUGGUGGUGGCACAGGAAGUGGCACGAGAGCGUGGCAUUGAAGCCGAGCGGCUGGGCGCCGAGGUCGCGGAGCUGAGUGUGACCGUGCGUGACCUCUCUGCCAACCAAGAGGUGCAGCAAACUGAGGUGGACACCCUGCGGGAUGAAGCACUGGAGUUGCAGCAACGGCUGCAGGAGACCAACGCAUGCUUCGAGGAGACCGCCAAUUCUCUGGAGCAACAGCAUGAGCGUGCGGAGCUGUCUCAGGCAGAACUAGUGGCGAUGCAGGCGCGGCUAGGCGAGCACAAGGUGGAGUGCGAGCGGAUGCUGCAGAAUGAGAAGUGCCGUGCCCAGGAAGAGCUCGACAACACCAGGGGCAAGAUGGAGUUCAUCAAGGCCGAGCUGGGAGUCUCCAGGGCAGAGGAGGCCGCGACGGCACAGGAAGUGGUGCGCCUGCAGUACACAGUUCAUCACGCGGAUGCAGAGAUGAAUUUCAUGCGCGGCCAGAUCGACGGACUGCAGCACCAGCUCAUCGAGAACAACAAGCAGCUGGGAUCCCUGCAGGCGGGGAUUCUGGGCUACCAGCGCGUGGUGGGGGAGCUGCAUGCUGCGCUGGCGCCAUCCAACGAAAACUUGCAGAGCUUGCACGCACAGCUCCAGGAUCUGCAAGUGCUGCACCAGCAGAGCGAGGCGAAGCUCAUUGAUAGGAAUUGGCAGCUGGAAUCUCUGCAGGCAGAGAUUCAGUGGUACCAACGUGUGGUGGUGGAGCUGCACGCCGAGUUGGCGCCCUACCGCGACAACAGGCAGAGCGCACACUCAGAGCAGCAGCGUCUGCAGAGCGAGGUGGAGCUUCCUACGGUUGAAGAAGAGGAAAUCUCUGGCUGCUCACUGGAGCCCGGCGUUCAAUAAGCCUUCCAAGACCUGCCCCCCAAGGCCUCCAACACCC